AUGGCUCCUGAUUGGACUGAACUCCCUGGCAAUGGCGUGGCAUUCCUCAGUUUGUCACUAUUAUUCACGUUUCUAGGCGUCUGUGCCUUUUCGGCGAGGACAUACACCAGCUGGACCUGCACCAAACGAUUUCGUCUCGACUACUGGCUGUCGCUCUUUACAUUCACUCUUCUAUGCGUCAGCCAGUCGUUUUUUGCGGUGAGCAUUGUGUUUGGUAUUGGAGCCCACAUGCAAGGGCUCCGGCCUCAUGAAAUAGUCGUGGCUAUGCGUACGAGUUGGAUCAACAUGAUCUCGGCAAUAAUCGCCAUUGUCACUGGGAAGCUCUCGAUCAUUGCAUUUCUGGACCAGAUCAGGGGCCGUCAUCAAGGGCGACCGUGGUUCCUCUGGUUUAUCGGAGCGUCCAACAUCAUCGUCAAUAUAACGGUGGUCAUCACUAUCCUGUUACAGUGCUCACCAGUCGAGAAGAUAUGGGACAACAGCGUACCCGGAAACUGCGACGGACGACCAUUGAAUUUGAAUUAUGCAUAUUUUCAGGGCAGCUACUCUGCUGUCUCGGAUGCUGUUCUUGCCAUCUAUCCCAUCUAUCUGAUUUGGGGACUGCAAGUAACAUUGCGGAUGAAGGUUGGCCUCUGCUUCCUCCUUGGGUUUGGACUCAUUGCAGCCGCGUGUUCCGCUCUCAAAACGGCGGAGCUGAGAAAUCUUCAACAUGCCGACGAGGAAGACGACAUUACGUUCUUUGUCGCUCGUCUGUCCUUGACCACCAUUAUCGAGGCUUGGAUAGUGCUAGUGGCAAGUCACCCCUACCAAAGAUACGACAAGUACGGUAUGCCAUCUUUGGGUGGUAGGGUAGUGAGUAGUACCGGAAAGAUCCUUAGGGCAAGCUUGACGAGUCGUGCCAUCACUGGAAAUCACACCCGUGUGUACUAUGACCCUAAGGGAGAUGCGGGGACAGAGUUCGAGAUGCAUAAGCCCACUGUCAGGGGGGCAAGUGACAGCGAUAAGACUUUGGUGCCUCUGAAAGACCCGGGCAAAGCGAUCGUAAUGACUCGGGUAACGGACGUGGAUUUCUCUUGA
This is a messenger RNA of Diaporthe amygdali, 1074 nucleotides long. RefSeq lists its product as uncharacterized. The transcript is spliced from 4 exons. The coding region runs from base 1 to 1074 and encodes 357 amino acids. NCBI's taxonomy places the organism in Eukaryota, Fungi, Ascomycota, Sordariomycetes, Diaporthales, Diaporthaceae. The record is from RefSeq and is a predicted model, not a curated record.